This is a messenger RNA of Dryobates pubescens (Downy woodpecker), 1557 nucleotides long. It is a transcript of the gene SCN3B, whose product is annotated as sodium voltage-gated channel beta subunit 3. NCBI's taxonomy places the organism in Eukaryota, Metazoa, Chordata, Aves, Piciformes, Picidae. The transcript has 6 exons. Gene Ontology annotation, molecular function: sodium channel regulator activity. Gene Ontology annotation, cellular component: voltage-gated sodium channel complex. The coding region runs from base 427 to 1074 and encodes 215 amino acids. Gene Ontology annotation, biological process: ventricular cardiac muscle cell action potential; regulation of heart rate by cardiac conduction; sodium ion transport. The record is from RefSeq and is a predicted model, not a curated record.
CUAGGCUGGGCUCCGCGCAGACGUCGGCGGCCGCGCACGGCAGGGAGCUGCGCCCCCGCGCAGGAUGCGCGCUGCCCCCGGCCGGGCCGCGGAACAAAGAGGAGCAGCCGCCGCCUGCCGCCGCCUCCCGGCCCCGGGCUGAGCCGCGGCACUGCCCGCAGCCACCUGCUGCUGCCGCCGGCUCCUCCCUGCGCGGAGCGGGGCGCGGAGCUGUCCGCGGCCCUGUCCCUGGUGCUGCCGCCCAGCCCUGCCCUGCCCUCGCCCGGCACCCUCGCAGCGCCGCCCGCCGCCCGCCCGCCGCUCCCGGAGCCCUGCCGGCAGCGCGGCCGGCGGCCCCCGGGCACCCUGUUGCGCUGAGUCCAGAGGCAGCAGCGGGAGGAGAAGCCGAAGGAGCUCCUGCCCAGGCUGAGAGCUGCGCCCGGAACAAUGGCUGCGCUGCCAAUGCUGCUCGGUGCCUCUUCGGCCGCCUUGGUGCUCUGGGCUGGUUUUUGCUCUGCAGUAUGUGUUGAAGUCCCUUCAGAGACAGAGGCUGUCCAAGGGAAGGACAUGAAGCUGCUCUGCAUCUCCUGCAUGAAGAGGGAAGAGGUCACAGCCACCACGAUGGUGGAGUGGUACUACAAGCCGGAUGGUGGCAAAGAUGAACUUAUCUACAAGCACAAGAACGCGAACCAGGAGCUGCCCAGCCGCUUCAGCGGGCGGCUGCAGUGGAACGGGAGCAAGGACAUGCAGGAUGUGUCCAUCACGGUGCUGAACGUCACCCUCAACGACUCGGGCACCUACACCUGCAACAUCACCCGCGAGUUCGAGUUCGAGAUCCACAGGCCCCUCUUCACCAGCUCCAGGGUGAUCCACCUCACGGUGGUGGAGGAGGCUGGGGAAGACUUCACCUCAGUCAUCUCUGAAAUUAUGAUGUAUAUUCUGCUGGUCUUCCUCACCUUGUGGCUGCUGAUAGAAAUGGUUUACUGCUACAGGAAGGUCUCCAAGGCAGAGGAGGCUGCCCAGGAGAAUGCGACAGACUACCUGGCAAUCCCAUCAGAGAACAAGGAGAACUGUGCCGUGCCAGUGGAGGAAUAGCAGAGGGGAGCCGGCGGAGCCAGCGGCACCAAGGGGCUCUGAAGACAGAAGGACCUCACCAUGCCCAGCCAGGUUUGAGGGGGAGCUCUGCACCGUCGGGAGGAGAUGCAGGGAAGCGUAAACUCUCUUCCACUCGCCUCGGACUCUGUACAGCCUUGACUUUGGCCUGAUGACUCCGUUGUGAGCUGCCAGCCCUAGUGCUGAAGGACUCUCCUCUUGCAGCAUGCUGGGCAAAGGGCAGAGGGGUGUGGGCAGCACGGCUCCUCCCCACGGCUCCCUCCCGUCCUCACGGUUAAUCGCUUGGUCAGUGUCACAGUGUCAUUUCUUAGCUGCUCUCACACCACCUUUGUUUGCUGAAUGUGCCACUUCUCCAUUGCAGAGGUAAGGGGGAUGGAUGCCAUGUUACCCUGCCCUGCAGGGCUGGGAAUGAAGUCAUGGAACCACAGAACUGGCAGGGCUGCAAGGGACCUCAAGGCUCAGCCA